GCCCACAAUUCCUUGCUAUGUUCCGGUUUCCAUUCCUUCAGUGCUAAGAUGGCGGACCGGCGACGACGAAGGAGGCGCGCGUCUCAGGACAGCGAAGAGGAGGACGAAUCUGCCUCCGGUUCGGAAACUGAAGCACCAUCUUCAGUAACGACAAAGGCCCGUGAUAGGGACCCCGAGACCGUUGAGGUGCCAUCGGUUCGACCUGUGACAAAGAGCGAUGACGAAUCGGAGUGUGAGAGUGAAGAUGGCGGCGUAGGUGAAGCGGUGUUGUCAGACUAUGACAGUGCAGAUCCUGAGGAGAACGGCUCACAUUCAGAGGGAGGUGAGGAAGACGAGCAUGAGGAGGAUGCAUCCCAACCGGCGGCAGCACCCGAGCCCCCGGCCGUGGCCGUGGCCCUGGAGGAGCUGGAGGAAGGAGAGAUCAAAGAAGAGGAGCUGGAGGAAGGAGAGAUCAUAGAGGGAGGAGAGCAGGGACUGGAGGAAGGAGAGAUCGUGGAGAAGGAGGAGGCCAAGACGGGCGACAAGAACAACCUGGCUGGGGAGAGGCAGAGCGGAGAUGGACAGGAGAGCACUGACGACCCUGAGAAUAAAGGCGGGAACCAGCCCGGCCAGAAGUUGGACGAUGAUGAGGAUCGUAAAAACCCAGCCUACAUCCCCCGCAAGGGCCUGUUCUUCGAGCACGACGUGAGGGGACAAACGCAGGAGGAGGAGAGGCCGAAGGGUCGUCACAGGAAGCUGUGGAAGGACGAGGGUCGCUGGGAGCACGACCGGUUCCGUGAGGAGGAGCAGGCGCCCAAGUCCCGGGAUGAGCUCAUCGCCUACUACGGAUACGACAUCCGCAACGGAACCGGCCCCAGCGACAUGCGGCAGAACCGGCAACGCAAGCCCAGGCACGGCUCUCCCCCGUCCCGAGACAAGCGCUACCGCGACAUCCCCAACGACAAGCCUCGUUACCGGGACUCAACUAUAAUGAACGAGAAGCCCGCUCCUCGCUCCGGCUAUCAAGGCUCUCGCAACAGCAACAACAACGGCGGUGGUGGAGGUGGGGGCCCCCAAUCUUACCAGGGCCCCCCCACAUCCUCAGGCCCUCCCCAGUCAUCCAGCCACCCGCCCCCCUCGGCCCCACGACCCUCUGUGCCCCGCUCGUCCAACUCCCAGCCCCCACCAAACACCUCCUCCACCUCGUCGUCAUCCAACCGCGGCUUCCAGGGCGGGCGGCCCCAGUCAGGUCCAUACAGGGCCGAGGGCCGAGGGGAGAGGGACAGAGACAGGGACCGGGAGAGGGACAGGGCUCCCAGACAAGGGCCCCCAGACAACAUGGGGCCUCGGUCCUAUCAGCAGCAGCAGCAUCGGCCGCAGCAUACGGAGGGCGAGCGGGGCCCGAGGCUGAGAGGGCCCCGGGGCCCCAGUGGAGGAGGAGGAGAGGGUGGACGCGGCGGUGGAUACCACCAGUCGGAGAGGAGGAGUCCCUCGGUGGUGGUGGAGGACGUGCGUCACCUAGGAGACGAGCUGGACGACGAUGACGACGAGGGACCUGCCAUCACCAUGACCACCACCUUCACCAGCUCCAGCUACAGCCACUACAGCAAGAGCGGUGGUGGGGUGUCCGAGAGGGACAUUGCGGUGGCUGCCACUGCCCUGGCCACCGCCCCUUCCUCCUCCUCCUCCGCACCCCCUGCCUCCACGCAGUACUCACGCCAGCGCCACCAACAGGCGCAGCGCCACGACACAUCUCCCCCCGCCCCACACCACCAACACCAACACCACCCCGCUACGAGUGCAGGCUCGCAGCAGGAUUACCCAGCGUCCUCCUCGGCGGGCGGCGUCCGGGACGUGUCUCCGCCUCAGGAGCGGCCCGUGGCGGAGAGGAAGUCUUACUCGGCGGCGCGCAGGACUCGAGCGCGGGCGACGGACAUGAUGGGCAAGCAGGCGUCCCUGGAGGAGCAGCCGCCCUCCGCCGGCAUGCCGCACUCCUCGUCGGCGCCCCCUGCUGUCGGAGGCCUGAGUGGCGGCGGCAGCACUGGAGUCGUGGGGAUGAAGGGGGAGCAGUGGCAGCCUCAGCAGCCCCAGCAGCAGGGACAGGGGGACGGGCUGCAGCAGCAGCAGCAGCAACAGCCCCUCUCUGGCCUGGACCAGGACCUUGCGCGCCUCAGCCUGGCGGGGCAGAACUGGGCCGCACAGAGCCCACCCUCGUACCUGCGCGCCGACCUCAGAGGUAUUCCCAGCUCUAUGCACAUGGGUGGAGCUCCCUACGCCAACAUGGAUGAUAUGGGUGUGGCUGGUGGUCGGGCGAAGCGCUACUCUUCGCAGCGUCAGCGGCCGGUGCCUGAGCCGGCUCCUCUGCACAUCGGGGUGAUGGAGGGCCACUACUACGAACCCAUGUCUUACCAAGGACCAAUCUACACCCACGGCGACAGCCCCGCCCCUCUCCCGCCCCAGGGCAUGCUGGUCCAGCCAGAGAUGCACCUACCACAUCCGGGACACCCAGGUCUGCACCCGCACCAGUCAGGCGCCCCGAUGCCUAACCCCGCCCUCUACGCGGCCCCGCCCGUCUCCAUGUCGCCCGGGCAACCGCCCCCUCAGCCGCUGCUGGCGGCGCCCUUCUACCCUCCGCCAGGGGUCAUGACCUUUGGCAACACCAACUUCCCCUACACGCCCGGCGCAACGCUGCCCCCUAUGUACCCAAACCCACAGGCCCAGUCGCAGGUGUACGGUGGCGUGACGUAUUACGACACAGUGCAGCAGCAGGCCCAGCCCAAACCCUCGCCACCCAGACGCUCCUCCCAGCCCGUCACAGUCAAGCCACCGCCACCCGAGGACCACCGGGGUGGUAAACAGAGUGAGGAGGUGCGCUCUUAGCCCUCAGUGCUACACCGCCGCGCCGCCACGAUGCUGAGGAGCCUCUUUGGUCAACAGACCAGCCCAGACCAGAGGAAGCUGAGGAAGGGUGUCUUUUGAGGACCAGCUCCACUUGUGGAUGAACAGAUUCAUUCUCCCCCUAUUUUAAAUUUCUUUUUUUCUUUUUUUUAUGUUGCGUCGUUAGAAAUAUAUUGCUAAAAGUAUUCCUUUUUUUAGAUUUUUAUUUUUUCCAUUUUUUUAAUGAAAUUUUUGUGUGGUGUGUACGUUGUGCUCACACGUCCCUACAGAAUUCAUGCUCCCUGCACCCACCCCCCCACCCCCCGCCCCCUUCUCCGUAGUCAUGGCUUUAAAUCCUCAGCUUCCUGGCAUGUGCUCCGCCUGUAGUCCUAUCCUCUGUCUGCCUGAAACCAGUCUAGUUGGCAUCGUUUGUGUGGCACGGUCACAGGGUGAGAAGAGGGCAGCCACCGGUUUAAGAGGGGGUGGUGUGGGGGGUUGAGGCUGUAGGGUUUGGAGAGUACGAAAAGUGACCCACAGGGCACAAUCCUGUAAACGAGACCACCCCCUUGUCUUCAAACCAAACCAUCCAUUGGACCUUUAUCCGUUAAUAUGCAUGGUUUACGAUAUAUAUUCUUGUUGAUUCAGGUUUCUUUUUGUGUCCCUUUUUGUCAUUUGAUGAGGGCUUACCCAUCUUUUUUAUUUUGUCAUACUCUGUGGUAUUUGUUCCAGAAUGCCCUUACCAGGUUCCAUUGUCUUGGCAUUAGAGUGAUUGGUGGAAAUUGGUGUAGAAUGCAGAGACGAGUUGUUCUUUUAUACUGUAUACCUUUAACAAAUGGGACGAUCACAGCCGCCUGAUUAGCUGUUCAUUCCCCUGAUCACUUCCCUGCCCAGGGUUACAUUUCUCGAAAGCAUACGUUAGCUACUUUGUUGUUUGCAAUGCAAUUUCCCAUUGACGGCUAACUGGCCAUCAACUAUGCUUUCGAGAAAUGCACCCCCCAGGCUGGUGCAUGUUUGUUUCAGUUGGCAAGGUGAUGUCUUGAGUGCUGUAUUAUACCAGUAUCUAGAGCUCAAACACACACCGUUACUGUCGCACCUUCAUUCUUAUCAUCAGUGUUUGUCCUUCAAAGGUUUUAGAGAGUUUCCGUUUGGUCCCCAUUUGUGAACUGUUGACUUGAACGUUUCACCCCCAAAAUGAUGUCUCUGAGAAUCUGAGGGAAAAGUUUGGACUUCUUUUCCCCCCUCCCUGCUGUAUUGCAUUCAUUUUUCCCCAUUUUACACCAACAGUCACUGGUGCUUAAACAUAACUUCCCUGUAAAUCAUCCAUUACUUAAAAAAAAAUAUAUAUAUCUAGAAUAGAUUGAAACACUUUGUUGAAAUACUUGACCAAUUCACCCACAGUGUGAUUUACAUGCAGCGACGGUGCUAGCGUUAGCCUGUAGCUAAAGGCGCUACAGAUGUUUCCACUGGCGAGCGGAGAUUCUUCUCGCUUGGUUGUCUCUCUGUUUUUAUUCCCCUUUAUUUGUUUUUCUGUUUGUCAUUAUCUCCCUCUUCUCUUUGCUAACUUCCACGUUGUGCUGUGUGGUUGAAUAUACUGUAUUAUCAGAAUAAGAAAAGACAAACGAUCCAUUAACCUUUUUGGCUGAAACUGAAGUACUUGACAGUGCAUCUGCUUGGUGAUAACGUUUCUAUGUGUGUAUAGAUAAGUGUAUAUUGAAGCCUGUGGUUUAUUGAGCUGUAAUACUUUAUUAUUAAUGAUUCUUUUUUAUUAUCAUUAUUGUUUGUUUCUAGUUACAAAGGAGUCAGUACUGUCAGCUUGAGCUCUGUCGGCAGGGAAGACCCAGCCUGCUCAUAUUCGUAUGUUGGUCUUAUAUUUGUAAUGACAGAGAAUUUAAAAACGUGAAAAAUGUAAAGCUAUAUAGGUAUAUAUACUAAUGAUCCUAAAGUGGCCAGAGUCAAAUAUGGGAUGGCCUCUCGUGUCAUGUCUGUCAUUACUAAAAGAAGAAAAUAAUAAAAGGAGCAAUGGUCAUGGAGAGGCAUCUACCAGCCACUUUUUUCCUGAAGGGGUUGGGGAGGGAAAUGCUUUUUAAGUUUUAAUUUUGCCUUUCACUAAUGCUGUACAGACAUGCAUGAGGAUAAAAGUAUAUUUCAUUGUAAAAGCAAUUGUAGAGGGUUGCGUCAGGGGCUAAGAAGCUGUUAUACGCUAUGCCCCACAUAGGGGUUCGCACACGAUGCUUAUGUUAUUAUUUUUCUUUAUUACGUAAAGUAAAACAAAUAAAAAUGACUAAAUGAAAUUUCCUCCCUGUUAUGUUCCACAGAAAAGAUAAAAACCUAACAGUAUCUUAACGGAAAUAGUCGCAAUGUUUGUUCUCAGUGUUGAUUAGACAUGAGUAAUUAAAGAUGUAUUGCGUUUUAUGCCUUAAUGAUGGAAUCGGUUUAACAUAUCUUCGGUUUUUGUUUGGAAUAGACCUGCCAACACUGUGAGGCCGUGUGCUUGUUUUGUCAGUGAUCGACUAUACAAACUUUAAAGUUUUUCUUUUAUUUCUGGAGGAAGGAGGACUAUUAAAGAAUUGGAGUCUGAAA
Engraulis encrasicolus (European anchovy) is the source of this 5436-nucleotide messenger RNA. It is a transcript of the gene casc3, whose product is annotated as casc3 exon junction complex subunit. The transcript has 13 exons. Gene Ontology annotation, molecular function: mRNA binding. Gene Ontology annotation, biological process: mRNA processing. The record is from RefSeq and is a predicted model, not a curated record. Gene Ontology annotation, cellular component: exon-exon junction complex. The coding region runs from base 49 to 2859 and encodes 936 amino acids. Lineage: Eukaryota; Metazoa; Chordata; Actinopteri; Clupeiformes; Engraulidae.